Messenger RNA from Racocetra persica, 270 nucleotides. The record is from the annotation of a GenBank genome assembly. NCBI's taxonomy places the organism in Eukaryota, Fungi, Glomeromycota, Glomeromycetes, Diversisporales, Gigasporaceae.
AUGAUAAGCUGUAAAGCAGAUGAAUACUCUAAUUCAGCCAUUUUGAAACAAAUGUCUAAUUGUGCAUUUGGUGCGAUCUUGAUAUGUCGAAUAGCUAUUACUCAAGGUUUGCCAAAAGUCAAGCAAAUACUUGAUAAUAUUAAGCCAGAAAAAGACGAAAGAUCCAUUUUAGCACAGUUUUUUGGAGAAAUAGUAAGUGUUGAAAAAAAAAUCAAACAAAAAAAUGAGGAGAGUGGGGAAGUUAAAACUUAUCCUCUUGGAAUGUUUUGA